AUGUUUGCAGAAUUGCUGUGCAGCGCCGUGGCUCUGGUCUUGUACGUCAACACUCUGGGAGCGGAUUUCUGCUACGAUGACAGCCGUGCAAUCAAGACCAAUCAAGACCUUCUUUCAGAAACACCCUGGACAAAUAUCUUCUAUGAUGACUUCUGGGGCACCUUGCUCACACACACUGGCAGCCACAAGUCUUACCGCCCCCUCUGUACCCUCUCCUUCCGCUUUAAUUACGCUGCGGGUGGGCUGGAUCCGUGGGGUUACCACCUGGUGAAUGUUGCCCUCCACGGCACGGUGGCGGGCCUUUUUACAAGGCUCGCUCACUUGCUGCUUGGCGGAGGCUUAUGGAGCCUCCUGGCUGGCCUGCUAUUCGCUUCCCACCCCAUCCACACCGAGGCAGUGGCAGGUGUCGUUGGCCGAGCCGAUGAAGGAGCUGCCUUGUUCUUCUUGCUAUCCCUGCUGUGUUACAUACAUUACUGUGAGCUGCGGGGCAAUGCUGGAGCACUGCAGCUUAUGGCUUGGUUCCUGGGCAGCCUGGGCUGCGCAGCGUGCAGUAUGCUGUGGAAGGAGCUGGGAGUGACCGUUCUGGCCUUAUCAGCGCUCUAUGAAAUCUGCGUUUUGCACAAGCUGAAACUCCGACAGAUUGUUGUGCUUCUCUAUAAGAGAAAUAACGUCCAGCUGCUGCUGAAUGUAUUUCUGCUGGCAGCCUGGGGCGUGACCCUGUUGGCCUGCCGCCUCUACUGGAUGGGUAACAAGCCCCCAAACUUCUCCAACUCAGACAACCCAGCAGCUGACUCCCCCUCCCUCCUCACCAGGACGCUGACAUUUUUAUACCUACCUGCCGUCAACUUUUGGCUCCUCCUCUGCCCGAACACACUCAGCUUCGAUUGGUCGAUGGACACGCUACCUUUGAUCAGGAGCCUCACUGAUUGGAGGAACGCCCAUACACUCCUUUUCUAUUUUGGAUUUUUACAGCUGGCCUGGUUCAGUGUGUGGAAGCGGCCAAAAUCCAAGGGCAAGGAAAGUAAUGGCAAAGCACAUGUGUUUAGUAAUGGACGGAAUGGGAACAGCAAUGGGCACACUUACCAGAACCACGAACAUGAACAUGUGAACAACUCUUGCAUGACUACUCACAUCAAUAGUGCACAGAAUGGUACCAAAAAGCUCCAUGAGAGCAGGACAUCGCUGCCCACCACGGAAAAUGUGGUGGUGUUUUCCCUAGGCCUUUUGGCUAUCCCGUUCCUCCCUGCCACAAAUCUCUUCUUUUAUGUUGGCUUCGUGAUAGCAGAAAGAGUACUGUACAUUCCCAGCAUGGGAUUUUGUCUGCUGGUAGCCGUGGGCUUGCGGUCUCUAUACAUUCGACUGAGAAAGAACUCCUCAAGGUCCUUGUUGGUUUACUGCAGCGCAGCCUUGAUUUUGCUUUUUGGUGUUAGGACUGUUUUGAGGAACCGGGACUGGGAGAACGAAGAGAUGCUCUACAAGUCAGGGAUUUCAGUCAAUCCCGCUAAAGCAUGGGGCAACCUGGGAAAUGUCCUGAAGAGUCAAGGGAAGAUGGAGGAGGCGGAACAGGCCUACAGGAAUGCUCUUUAUUACCGCAGCAACAUGGCUGACAUGCUGUACAACCUCGGUUUGCUGCUCCAGGAGAGCAACAAGUUCUCUGAGGCACUUCACUACUAUAAACUGGCCAUUGGAAGCCGGCCAACUCUGGCCUCGGCCUACUUGAACACAGGCAUUAUCCUGAUGAACCAAGGUCGCCUGGAGGAGUCCAAGCGUACCUUCCUGACCUGUGCUGAAAUCCCGGAUGAGAACCUUAAAGACCCCCACGCCCACAAGAGCUCGGUCACUAGCUGCCUGUACAACUUGGGGAAGCAGCUGCAUGAGCAAGGGCGACAAGAGGAGGCCCUCUCUGUCUUUAAACAAGCAAUACAGAAAAUGCCAAGGCAAUUUGCACCGCAGAGCCUCUACAACAUGAUGGGAGAGGCCUAUAUGAGACUAAACAAACUGACUGAAGCCGAACACUGGUACCGAGAGUCCCUUCGAGCCAAGCCGGACCACAUUCCUGCGCACCUCACCUACGGAAAACUCCUGGCUACAACAGGGCAGAAAUCAGAAGCAGAGAAGUACUUCUUGAAGGCCAUCCAGCUAGAUCCCACAAAGGGCAACUGUUACAUGCAUUAUGGUCAGUUUUUGUUGGAAGAAUCUCGGCUCCUGGAAGCGGCAGAGAUGGCACAGAAGGCUGCCCGGCUUGACAGCGGCGAGUUUGAUGUGGUCUUCAGUGCUGCUCAUAUGCUAAGACAAGCCAGCCUGAACGGAGCAGCUGAGAAGUAUUACGGACAAGCUGCAAGCCUGAGACCCAAUUAUCCCGCCGCCUUGAUGAACUUGGGAGCCAUUCUUCAUCUCAAUGGGAAACUUCAAGAAGCUGAAGCUAAUUACCUCCGAGCGCUGCGCCUCAAACCAGAUGAUGCCAUCACCCAGUCCAACUUGCGUAAGCUGUGGAACAUUAUGGAGAAACAAGGCCUGAAGACCACCAGCCCAUAA
This is a messenger RNA of Nerophis lumbriciformis (worm pipefish), 2535 nucleotides long. NCBI's taxonomy places the organism in Eukaryota, Metazoa, Chordata, Actinopteri, Syngnathiformes, Syngnathidae. The record is from RefSeq and is a predicted model, not a curated record.